Messenger RNA from Magallana angulata, 4682 nucleotides. RefSeq names its product leucine-rich repeat and fibronectin type III domain-containing protein 1-like protein. The coding region runs from base 418 to 1941 and encodes 507 amino acids. Gene Ontology annotation, molecular function: protein binding. The transcript has 2 exons. The record is from RefSeq and is a predicted model, not a curated record. NCBI's taxonomy places the organism in Eukaryota, Metazoa, Mollusca, Bivalvia, Ostreida, Ostreidae.
CGUUACUCCAAUACAGGGGACAAUUCAGUUACGGUAUACGUGUACACGUUAUUUUGUACUACAAGGUAUUACAAAGUAGCGAUUUUGGUGGCUUAAGUGUUACCAAAGGGCGUGGUUGAAACGCACAGUCACAAACUGUUCCUGUAGGCUAAAGUAGCGCUGUGAAUUAACUGUAAUUGAUACAUAAUAAUCCAGCAAUUCAGAUGCAAACCGGGAUUACGCGCAUGAUGAAUAUAUAUUAAAGCCCGCAAACGACAACAGGGGGCGUUCGCAGCAUAGCGUAGAAAAUCUAUACAGCACACUCGAUGAGAACACUCUGUGAGGAGAGAAGCGGAAACGCGGCCAGUGAGAUACACUGUUAAAAUGAAAUAUGUCGAUCAGCUAUGAAGGAAAUAGCAGGUUCAAUUCAGGACAGCCAUGUUCCCUCAUCUAAAUAUUCGCAGUAGGCUGUUGAUACAGUGGAUAUUCCUUGUGUGGGAAUUUUUACAUGUAUUUGCAGAUAGUGCAUACUGCCCCGGUGCAUGUUUUUGCCCUUCUCUUACCAAAAACGUGUACUGUUCCAGAAAAAGCUUAUUGCAGAUUCCUAACGGAAUACCUGCCGAUACAAUUCAGCUAAAUCUUAACGACAACCCGUUUUCUGUGACAACUUUGCAGAGGAGUAAUUUCUCCUUUUACACCCGACUGGAACAGCUCUUUAUAAAAGGAUGCGGCAUCGAAUACGUUUCCUUGGAUUCAUUUGCCGAUUUACCAAAGUUAAAGUGGCUGGAUAUCAGCAAAAACCGUCUCAAGGCCAUUGAUGACUACACGUUCAGAGGGUUAACCCUGGAACAUUUGUUUUUAAAUGACAACCCGGGAAUACAAUUGUCCACAAACGCUUUUGGUGGACUUAGAACAACGGGAUUAUAUAUUCACGAAUGUGCCAUUUCUUCUCUUGCAAUCGAAGUUUUUAAACCUUUGAAUGGGACGUUAAAGGCUUUGUGGAUAGAUAAAAACAAGAUAGAAACUUUUGGAACAGAAUGGCUCUAUUUGUUUCGAAAACUAAGUCACGUAAGAUUGGGGAAUAACCCCUUUCAUUGCAACUGUGAGCUGAAAUGGCUGUUUGACUUCUAUAACAAUGAUCAAAACAAUCAAAACAAAAUACCAUCGAAAGAGGAGCCCUCUUGUCGAUCCCCACCUAAUUUAAGGGGCAAAGACUUCGGUGCUUUAACUGAAGAUGAUUUUACGUGCCAGUUGCCAGUGUUUAAAAACGUAGAUCUUAUAUUUGAAGAGAGCGUCGGUAAGUUAACGUGUCUUGCUAGCGGAGACCCGGUUCCUACCAUUCACUGGAUAAAGCCUGAUAAUUCAUCUGAAACAUUUCCACCCAAACCUAACCUUGUACAAAUCAAGGAUAAUGAGGGUGUGAUGUACAUCAGCAAUCCUCAUUCUGUGAGCAACGUCAAAUAUCAGUGUGUGGCCAGCAAUCCGGCGGGAAACGUCACGUUGUCCCUUAACGUUUUCUGGCCAACGCAUUAUCCACGUGACGUAGGGAUUCCCGAUACCCCCAAACCAGAAAAACCACCAACCCUUAAACCAACAACACAAGCCACAACACUCUCUGCUAAAAUAGAGGAGAAAAAUAGCAAAACUAUAUUUCAGAAACAACCCAAACCAAGUGAGAAAGUGUAUGUUAUUAAUGCAAAUGCUACAAAAGCAGGGAUGAGCAUGGAGCACCGUUUGUCUCCUUCUGAAGAGUCCCCGGAUUACACAGUGGUGGACAUAAUAGGCGCUGUCGUUGGUACAUUCAUUCUCACUCUCAUUGCGUGUGUCGUCAUUUUUCACUUUUUUUAUCGUCACCAUGAAAAGCUUUUUCGCGAUCACCCACCGCCGGUGAAUGAAAAAUCGCCCCCUGUGAACAAUUUCUCGCCGGCAGAAAAACUGCUUCUCCAGAAUAAUCAAGUCUAGGAUGUGUUUUGUUCUUUAAGGAAGCUUGAGCUAAUUCUAAAAUCUAAUGGAAGGCGCUGUCAUAAUAAGAGCAGGGCUUAACCUUAGCUUCACCUUCUCCUCGUCAGGAGAAUCAUGUGCAAUAUUGAAAAGGAAUCUUCUCGCCUUUAUGUCGGAUUUUCAAACCUGAAUAAAAUGGACGAGUCUUUGUCCCCAAGUCGACAAAUGAAACAAAGAAAUCGAUCGAUUUUGUGAGUUUUUUGGUGAUCUCGCUUAAAAAAAACAUAGAAUAAUUCUGACCCUAACUACUGGUUAUUUGGAGUGUUUUAUAACGUCCAUGGUGCAUAAUCGCACAACAAUCUCUCUUUCUGCAGAAAAGUGCAAAACAGUUUAAUUUACUGCUAAUUUGUAGAUUAUAUGAACAGCAGUCAUCGCUGAUAGAGGCCUUGGGCGAUACAUUUCUCAUUGGUCCACGAUCGUGUCAUUAAUCUUGCAUGUUUUUCUCUUUUAUCAGAUCUGUACGUCAUUUUAGAAAAUCACUUAGGCUGUGGUAAUUUUAUGAGAAUCUAUUACAAAAUUCAUUACCGUGGAGCACUUGUUGGCGGUAUCCCCCGAAAUUUGUAUAAGGCUGUAUUAGUGACGAUACAGAACUAGAAAAAAAAGAUGAAAUGAUUGGUGAAUUACAGGGUAGGAUUGUAUCACACUGUGUACUUAAACGCGCUGUGGGGUUAAAUUACAGUCUUCUUCGUCUGGCUAUUAAAUUUGGACCGAAAGCAUUCUUUCGACACACACAAAGAACAUCUACUUUGCUCAUAUACCCGCCCUCCUGAGAUAACAUCAUUCCAAAAGCAGAUAGGGGACAAUUGAGGUCAGAAAUUGUACAAUUAACUUGUAAUAAACCGGCAGAUAACAAUCUUUCUGCAAGAUGAAACCCAAUACUAACUCUUUUACCAGAUCAAAUUUACGUGGCUUCUUUAUAAAUUACAUAAUGUUUUGUGCUAAAUAGAAUCAAAAUGUAAUUAAGGAAUGACUUUGUAGAUAUCCUUUUUCCAUGAAAAUCUUGGAAUGAUCUACUAGUCUAUGCCCCUCUUGCUAUUUUGAUAUUUUAUAAAUCAUAGAACAUUUUUUUGUUACUCAAAUGGGCCGACCUAGUCGGAUGUUGGUUGAUGUACAUACAUCAAGUGGAGAAUAAUACACAGUAACCAUAUGCAUAUAACCUAGUACUUGAAACUAACUGCCAUCAAGUCCUAUUCAUCCCACAGACACAUUGAGAUAAUUUUCCGGUUUCACGCUAGUCUGGGAAUUAAGUCCCUAAUUUGGCCAUUCGUUUAUUAUAAAGCAGUAAAAAUUCUCGGGGAAAGCGGAAGAUAAUUUGCAUUUAUUUUCGACCCAGUGCUAAUUCAGAACACGCAUGUUGUAAAUUGUCAGGCACAUUCAAAACCAUUACAUAUUUAUGCAUGUUUGAACAAACUCCAAUCGACGAAAUUUUGGAAUUAGAAAUAAAUUUAUAUUGGUCUGUAUGCUUUAACAGACGGAAUUACUUUGACUUUAAUUUGGUGCUAAAAGGAUCCAAUUUUGAUAAAUUCUAUUUAAUGCUUUCCUAUGUUGUAAGUUAUUCCAGAUAUAUUCCCAGCUUUCAUCUCGCACAGGGGGGUGCCAGAAUCAGUAGUAUAACGUUUGCAUGUUAAUGUAUUGAACAAAACAGUUUAAACGGGUCAAUACUUGGACCCCACGUAUAUUUCUUCCCAUUUAACCAGUAUUUCUUCUCUAUCAAAUAUUAAUGGUAAGGUAACUUGUUCGGGUACAAAAAAAUCGAUACCUAAACACUUAAACUCCCCUAAAAUUUGUUUAAGAAUUUUUCUGUGUGGUUUUUGGCUUAUUUUUGGUAGAAAUUACCUAAUAAGUUAAAAUUUUCUUUAUGUAUAGAUUGUGACUAAAUAUUUGUUCCUGACGUUUGUUUAUCACAAGCCCAAUUCAGAAUCAAUUGAAACAUUUGCUAGAAACUGCUAAUUGCUGGAUUUUUUCAGUACUUAGAGUUUCGUGUCCCUUUCAGACAAUUAUCAGAUCGAGUGUUUGAACGAGGAUGGUAAAAUUAGUUGAAUAUUUCAUUUUGAAAUAUUUAUUGUGGUCAUAUUUCACAAAAUUGCAUGUACCUAUGUACACGAGCAUUGUGCGCCUGUAUUUUAAUUGCAUGUAGUAGAAGUGUAUUCCACUCGUAUGUACACGUUAUGGUCACUUGAGAUCUGAUCUGAUAGCUUCUCCAUAAACCCGAAGCUGCCCCGAGGCUGACAUUGUCAUCUAAACGCGAAUGGCAUGCGCUAGUAAUUUUUAUUUCAUAUUAAUGUCUUCAUGGUGUUAAGACAGAUUUUAUUAACAAGAAGUUAAUUGUUUGAACCAGACGUACAAUUUGUUUGGGGUAGAUAAAAUGACGUAAUUGGUGACGCCACGAUGUUUGUAAAGUGUUAUGCUACAAGACCUUUGCUAAUUAUCUCUUGUUUUAUACGUAACUGCCGGUUCUGUGUUCUGGUUGUAUUUUUGUACGUUGUUAUUUGUAAAAAAAAAAACCUAAUGGCAGAUGUAAAUAUAUAAUGAUGUAUUGAUUGUUACAUUUGAUGCUGAUAGAAGGUGUUAGUGUGAAGAAUACGAAAUGUGGGAUGAAAGGAAUUGACUGCAUGAAUGUAUGGCGUAUUUAUUUGUUUUUUAUGAUUUUACAGUAAAAAAAAAUAAUGAAUAUAAAAUAAAACAUUACAAGAAAUUAUGAA